AUGUCGGACGAUCCAACGCCCGAGUUGACUCCCGUUCCAAUUGAUGACGAUCACGUGCACGCGCACACUGAACGCCAUCGCCAGAUGAACACAGAAAUCCAGAAGAAUCCGUGGACCUUGAUGCCAUCCGAGACACCUCAACCGGGACCAACGCAUUCGGUUCGGUCAGGCACGUGCCGCUACUUGAAAGGUGCAGAACUGGGUGGCACUACCUACGACUUUUCCAUUGUGACACGAAGAAGUUCACGUGAGGAAAAGAAAGCGGUAAAAUCGACUGUCGUGGAUAUUGACGUAGCAGAUGACAGCAGCACGGAAAUGGAGAGGGGGCUAAUUGAGAAUCUAGUAGCCAGUGGUCUGGACGUAGACGUGCUGGAAGGAGAUUUUAGUCGAGUGGAGACUGACGGUGAAAAGACCAGCCAGUACUUUGUGCUACUGAUCCGUGGAAAUGAUGAAGUACUGGCUAUUUAUGGGCGACGAUUGCGACUCCAGACAUGGUUGCGCAGUGGCAACUCGCGCGAAGUGGACUCAAUAGUGCGAGGCAGCCCUAUUGUCACCCCUGCUGAGAGGAUCCAGGUCAUUGAUCAUAUCAUUCGAGAAACAGCCAAGAUUACGGAAGACCAUCCUAAUGUACGUUCGAUAUUUCCUGUUCAUGACCCUGCGACGAAUCGCUACUUGCUGACGUUCAUUGGAACGCAAAAGCUGGAAUUUUUGUCGAGCAAGUUCUUACAAAAAGUCAGGGAUCACUUUGGUGACAAGGUCGGGUACUAUUUCGCGUUCAUGGAUUUUUACAACAAGUCACUCGUGCCCGUCGCGUUUUUAGGUGUGCUGUUGACAUGUCUGCGCGGUGUGAUGAGCACACCCAUGUACAUGCGCGUUCUAGUAUGGUGGGCUGUGCUUGUUUCGAUCGUGUGGAGCUUUGGGAUGCUCAAAGCCUGGUCGCGGCGCCAAAACGAACUGAAUUACUUGUGGGCAAAUAAUCUAGAAACCCAAACGAUUGUGUAUCGCAACCCGAAGUUUCACGGCACCACGUGUUUAGACCCUGUUACGGGGCUGCCAGAUCAACACUACCCGAGCUGGAAAAGGUAUCCGAAGUAUCUGGCCGUGGUCACUUUCAUGAUUGUCCAAAUCGCUAUCAUGAUGUUGAUUAUAGCCAUCUGGAUCACUGCGUUUGUGGUGCUGAAAGUGCGCUAUCCAGAUCGAGGCGUCUUUUCCGCACAGUGGUUUUAUAUCCUAGGUGGCGGCAUCUUGUACGGGUUGUUUGUGGAUGUUAUUCAGUGGAGUGUGCUCGUGACGAGAGUUGCGCGCAUUUUCACGGAAUGGGAAAAUUGGAAAACCAUUGAGCAGUUCGAGGAAUCCCUGAUACGCAAGUUGUUUCUCAUGGAUUUCCUCAACUACUACACGUGGUUUUUCCUGCUCGCCUUCGUAUAUGUGAUUCCCGGGGCUGGUGAUACGAUUACCAACUUUCUCAACACAUUGAUAUGGAACGAUCCAACAAACUGCUGCUUUGGGCCGUAUAUGGAUCGCUCGGGUUUACAGUGUAACUCCUGUCCACCAGCAUGGAAUGAAAUGGGUCUCCCUGAAUCACGAUGCAUCCCUUGUCAUGGAUGGGUGACUUUUGACAAAAGUCACCUCGACUUGGAGACGCUCUUCCUCACGCCCAUCAUCGUUACUCAAUUACUGAACCUGAUGAUAGCUGUCGUCGUCCCCUGGAUUCACCGCAAGCACUACGAGCAGCGACUACGCGGAACAGACCAGAAAGUGAUGGCCAUGGUAAGAGCUCAAGGCGAGCGGCAUCUGUUGGCCGAGAUGUCGUACCAAAGUGAAGGCUUUGGCAACGAUGACACUAGUGCUGCGGUUCGCAAUCGUGACGAACUCGCACAUCUUUUGAAUCGGACGUCAGCUCGAUAUUUAGAGAACAGCGAAGAUGAGAUAGAGCUUCUUAACGCAAAGGCCCGCGCAAUUCUGUUCGAAAGCGAGCAGGAGAACUACGAUCCGUACGAUGACUACCACCAUAUGACGGUGCAGUUUGGCUUUGUGGUCAUGUUUUCGAUGCUAUGGCCACCCAUGCCUGCUGCAUGUAUGCUAGUGAAUGCGCUUAAGACCCGCGGCGAUGGCUUUCGGUUGUGCCGAACGAACCGGCGCCCAUUUCCGCGCAAGGCUGGCGGCAUCGGAGAGUGGAACAGCAUCCUUCUUGUGAUUGCGCUCACCGGUGUGCUUGUCAAUAUCGGCCUCAUUUUCAUUUCCACCGGUGCCAUGGAGUUUUACUCGCCCUCUUGUUCGAAGCAGAUAACUAACGCGAUAGGUGGCAACUUCUCCUACUUCCGCUUCGGCCCAGAUUUCGCCUGCUUCUCAAUCACCACGCGCAUGAUCAUGAUUCUAGUGUGUGAACAUUUGUCACUGCUGCUGAUCUGGUCAUUCUGGACGAUCGUGCGCAGUGUCCCAGCAAAGGUCCGACUUGAUUUGCUGCGCGAGGAGUACUCUUUCAAGUCGCAGCUGUAUCAGUGUGCACAAAAGAAGGCAGAAGUAACCGGAACUUUACCAGUAGCUUCAGCAGCGGCCCCACUAGACCGUGGCGACAGCUCCCACACCAUGUAUACGGCUACAUCAGGGGGUAAGCCACCAUCCCCUGUCAAAGCCUCGCAGCGUGAAGGCGUUUUUGCUGGCUCAAAGGAGGAGAACGAGCCACUACUGUCGACGAAGCGGCUGGCGCAGGCGUGGGACUCAAUGCCACCACUGUAA
Messenger RNA from Peronospora matthiolae, 2739 nucleotides. The record is from the annotation of a GenBank genome assembly. Lineage: Eukaryota; Oomycota; Peronosporomycetes; Peronosporales; Peronosporaceae.